GAGCGGGCUGUCGCCAUGGGCAACGCGGCGAUGUGUAAAGUGUGCGGGUCGGAGAAGGGGUUGACAGCUAGCGGGAGCCAGUGGAACCUGGAGCAGGCUCCCACUGACUACUACUGCCAGCAGCACCUUCCUGAGCGCCCCGCGGCCGACAGACCCCCAACUCCUCCGUCGGACAGCAACACCAGCUUCCUGCGGGCAGCCAGGGCAGGGAACAUCGACAAGGUUCUGGAAUAUCUGAAAGGAGGAGUGGACAUCGGCACCUGCAAUCAGAAUGGGCUCAACGCUUUGCACCUGGCUGCUAAGGAGGGCCAUGUGGAGCUGGUUCAGGAGUUGCUGGAGAGAGGCUCCGCCGUAGACUCAGCUACCAAGAAAGGAAACACAGCCCUUCACAUCGCCUCUCUGGCGGGGCAGGGUGAGGUGGUGAAGAUCCUGGUCAAGCGAGGGGCUGACAUCAACUCCCAGUCUCAGAAUGGCUUCACGCCGCUGUACAUGGCGGCCCAGGAGAACCACAUGGACGUGGUCCGCUACCUGCUGGAGAACGGAGCCAACCAGAGCACUGCCACGGAGGACGGCUUCACCCCCCUGGCCAUCGCCCUCCAGCAGGGCCACAACCAGGUGGUGUCCAUCCUGCUGGAGCAUGACACCAAGGGCAAGGUCCGCCUGCCGGCGCUGCACAUCGCCGCGCGCAAGGACGACACCAAGUCUGCCGCGCUGCUGCUGCAGAACGACCACAACGCCGACGUGCAGUCCAAGAUGAUGGUCAAUAGGACUACCGAGAGUGGCUUCACACCGCUGCAUAUCGCUGCCCACUAUGGGAACGUGAACGUGGCCACUCUUCUGCUGAACCGGGGGGCAGCGGUGGACUUCACAGCCAGGAACGGCAUCACACCCCUGCAUGUGGCCUCCAAGCGGGGCAACGCCAACAUGGUGCGCCUCCUUCUUGACAGGGGCUCCCAGAUCGACGCUAAAACCAGAGACGGCCUCACACCCCUGCACUGUGCAGCCCGGAGUGGACAUGACCCUGCGGUGGAGCUACUGCUGGAGAGAGGAGCUCCCAUGCUGGCCAGGACCAAGAACGGUCUGUCUCCUCUCCACAUGGCAGCGCAGGGCGACCACGUGGAGUGCGUCAAACACCUCCUGCAGCACCAGGCGCCUGUUGAUGAUGUCACGCUGGACUACCUGACGGCACUGCACGUGGCGGCCCACUGUGGACACUACCGGGUCACCAAGCUGCUGCUGGACAAGAGGGCCAACCCCAACGCCAGGGCGCUGAACGGCUUCACCCCUCUGCACAUAGCGUGUAAGAAGAACAGAGUGAAGGUGAUGGAGCUGCUGGUCAAGUAUGGGGCUUCUAUCCAGGCCAUCACAGAGUCUGGCCUGACUCCCAUCCAUGUAGCAGCCUUCAUGGGUCACCUCAACAUCGUCCUGCUGCUGCUGCAGAACGGAGCCUCACCCGACGUCAGCAACAUACGUGGGGAGACAGCACUCCACAUGGCGGCCAGGGCUGGGCAGGUGGAGGUGGUCAGAUGUCUGCUGAGGAAUGGAGCCAUGGUAGAUGCAAGAGCCAGGGAGGACCAGACUCCCCUCCACAUCGCGUCGCGCCUGGGCAAGACGGAGAUCGUCCAGCUGCUGCUCCAGCACAUGGCCCACCCUGACGCCUCCACCACCAACGGCUACACCCCCCUGCACAUCUCCGCCCGGGAGGGCCAGCUGGAGACGGCCUCGGUGCUGCUGGAGGCCGGGGCCUCACACUCGCUGGCCACCAAGAAAGGGUUCACUCCCCUACAUGUGGCGUCCAAGUACGGAAGCCUGGAUGUGGCCAAACUUCUGCUCCAGCGUCACGCUCCUCCAGACUCUGCUGGCAAGAACGGUCUCACCCCCCUCCACGUGGCCGCGCACUAUGACAACCAGACGGUGGCGCUCCUGCUCAUGGACAAAGGGGCCUCCCCCCACGCCACGGCCAAGAACGGCUACACCCCGCUCCACAUCGCCGCCAAGAAGAACCAGAUGGACAUCGCCACGGUGCUGCUGCAGUACGGCGCCGAGACCAACACCCUGACCAAGCAGGGGGUGACGCCCCUCCACCUGGCCUCCCAAGAGGGCCACGCAGGCGUGGCCGCCCUGCUGCUGGAGAAGGGCGCCCACGUCAACACGCCCACCAAGAGCGGUCUCACCUCCCUCCACCUGGCCGCCCAGGAUGACAGGGUGGCCGCGGCCGAGAUCCUCGCCAAGAACGGCGCCGACCUGGACCACCAGACCAAGUUGGGCUACAGUCCGCUGAUUGUGGCGUGUCACUACGGCAAUGCCAAGAUGGUGAACUUCCUGCUGCAGAACGGCGCCAGCGUCAACGCCAAAACCAAGAAUGGAUACACUCCACUGCACCAGGCUGCCCAGCAAGGGAACACACACAUCAUCAACGUGCUGCUGCAGCAUGGAGCCAAGCCCAACGCCAUCACUGUGAAUGGUAACACUGCUCUGGCCAUCGCCCGUCGCCUGGGUUACAUCUCCGUGGUGGACACCCUGAGGGUCGUCACUGAGGAAAUCAUUACCACGACGACGACGGUGACUGAGAAACACAAGCUGAACGUCCCUGAGACCAUGACUGAGGUGCUGGACGUCUCAGACGAGGAAGGUGACGACACCAUGACUGGGGAUGGAGGGGAGUACCUGAGGGCGGAGGACCUGAGGGAGCUGGGGGACGACUCCCUGCCCGGGCAGUACCUGGACGGCAUGAACUACCUCCGCUACAGCCUGGAGGGGGGGCGCAGCGACAGUUCCGACAGGUCGUUCACGCCCAGUCACCACGGUUACUUCUCCCCCAAACACGGCGGGGGGAUGGAGGAACUGCUGAGCAGCCAGCAGGUUUCGUCCCUGGCCAGGGACAACGAGAGGGACUCAUACCGCCUGAGCUGGGGCACGGAGAACCUGGACAACGUGGCCCUGUCCUCCAGCCCUGUCCACUCUGGCCGCUCCUCUCCGUGCCAUGACCAUGGAGACAGCAGCUUCCUGGUCAGCUUCAUGGUGGACGCCAGGGGCGGAGCCAUGCGGGGCUGCCGCCACAACGGCCUGCGCAUCAUCAUCCCUCCCCGGAAGUGCUCGGCGCCCACGCGGGUCACCUGCCGCCUGGUGAAGAGGCACCGCCUGGCCUCCCUGCCCCCCAUGGUGGAGGGGGAGGGGCUGGCCAGCCGCGUGGUGGAGGGGGGGCCGUCUGGAGCCCAGUUCCUUGGUAAGCUCCACCUCCCCACGGCCCCGCCCCCUCUUAACGAGGGCGAGAGCUUGGUUAGCCGCAUCCUCCAGCUCGGCCCGCCAGGGACUAGAUUCCUCGGGCCUGUGAUCGUGGAGAUCCCCCACUUUGCGGCGCUGCGCGGGCGAGAGCGGGAGCUGGUGAUCCUGAGGAGCGAGACGGGGGAGAGCUGGAAGGAGCACCACUGUGAGCACACCCAGGAGGAGCUCAACCAGAUCCUCAACGGCAUGGACGAAGAACUGGACCCUCCAGAGGAGCUGGAGAGGAAGAGGAUCUGCCGCAUCAUCACCCGCGACUUCCCACAGUACUUUGCGGUGGUGUCUCGCGUCAAGCAGGACAGCAUCCUGAUUGGUCCAGAGGGAGGCAUCCUGAGCAGCACGGUGGUGCCGCAGGUCCAGGCUGUGUUCCCUGAGGGAGCGCUCACCAAGAGGAUCAGGGUGGGCCUGCAGGCUCAACCAAUGAGCAUGGACGUGGUGAGGAAGCACCUGGGCAGCAAGGCCACGUUCAGCCCCAUCGUCACCCUGGAGCCUCGCCGGAGGAAGUUCCACAAGCCCAUCACCAUGACCAUCCCCGUCCCCCAGAGCGGCAGCGAGCCCCCCAGCAACGGCUUCCUGGGGGACACGGCCACGCUGAGGCUGCUCUGCAGCAUCACAGGUGGAACAACGCCAGCCCAAUGGGAAGAUAUUACGGGAACCACACCCCUGACCUUCAUCAACGACUGCGUCUCCUUCACAACCAAUGUGUCAGCCAGGUUCUGGCUGAUCGACUGCAGACAGGUGCAGGAGUCGGUCAGCUUCUCCACGCAGGUGUACCGGGAGAUCAUCUGCGUGCCCUACAUGGCCAAGUUUGUGAUCUUCGCCAAGACGCACGACCCCAUCGAGGCGCGCCUGCGCUGCUUCUGCAUGACGGACGACAAGAUGGACAAGACCCUGGAGCAGCAGGAGAACUUCACUGAGGUGGCGCGCAGCAGAGAUGUGGAGGUGUUGGAAGGAAAACCCAUCUAUGCAGACUGUUUUGGCAACCUGGUCCCUCUCACCAAAAGUGGCCAGCACCAUCUUUUCAGCUUUUUUGCAUUCAAAGAGAAUCGACUGGCUCUCUUUAUCAAAAUCCGAGACAACACUCAGGAGCCGUGCGGCCGCCUGUCCUUCAUGAAGGAGCCGCGCUCCUACAGGAGCCUGGCUCAGAACGCCAUCUGUAACCUCAACAUCACACUGCCAUCCUACUCCAAGGAUUCAGAUUCCGACCUGGAGCCAGAUGAAGAGAUCAGCAAGACACUCGAGAAAUAUGACGAAGACACUGAAACAAUGACGGAGUCAUUUAUCCUGAAAACAAAGUUGAUUCGAGACUCCUCGGCUCUUGCCAGCCCAGACCUCCUCUCCGAAGUGUCGGAGAUGAAACAAGACCUGAUCAAAAUGACUGCCAUUUUGACAACAGACUCUGCAGACAAAUCCAGUUCCAUAAACAGGAGCAGUCUAGACAAAGGGGCUGAGGAGGUGCCUGGAGAGCCACUGGAAAUCAUGGAGAAGGUCAGAGAAGACCUUGCCAAAGUCAGCGAGAUUCUUAGAAGCGGAACAUAUGAGGGUGAGGUGGCAGAGGAGGCAGCGAGAGCGUGUAGAAGGGCUGAAGAAUGGGUCCUUCUUUCGGACUGUGAGAUAGAGGAGGCUAAAAAGAUGUCUGCUUUGGAGAGCCAGGAACCUUUGCUACGUGAAACCAGAGUCAAAAGAGGGGCUCCUCGACCAAAAGCCAUCAAGGACAUAUCUGGCAUGGCCUCACACAUGACUGGCGAACUCAAAGAGUACCUCCUGGAUAUACCUGAUGGCUCCAGUGCUAAAGCUGAGGUCAAGGUCGUCGAAGAUAAAUCCACCGAGGUCAUCCUGCGCAGAGGUGGUAAAAGAGCCAUUCCGACUAAAGUCCAGGACUCCAAACCCCCAGCUUCAAAGCCACAGGAGAGCAAAGGCUCCCCUGCGAAAGCACAGGACAGCAAAAUCCCUGCUGCCAAAACAAAGGCACUGGAAACCAAAGUCCCUGCUGGGGAUGUCAAAAAGCCAGUUAGGAGGAGGGGAAAGGACCAGGGCCAGGCAGAGGAAUCUACAGAGAGUAGCUCGCUCCUAAGUGCCCCCACAGACCCUGCCCCAGUGUCACCAGUAUCCCCAGUAAUUGAGGAAACUCCCAUUGGCUCUAUUAAAGACAAAGUCAAAGCUCUUCAGCAGAAAGUAGAGGCAGAGCAAAAGGGUCGCAAGGUCACGAGCAGCAAACCCUCACAGCUGCCUGUGAUGAACAAAUCCUCUCCAAAGCCCAAAGAAGGUCCCAAAACGAAACAGGGCUCACCCAAGUCCCCCAAAACGGAGGCGGAAAAACUUGAGGAGACUAUGUCGGUAAAAGACCUCAUGAAAGCAUUCCAGACAGGGCAGGAUCCCUCCAAGAGAAAGUCUGGGCUUUUUGAAGUCAAAUCAUCCACCGCUGCAACAUCUGAACAGACAACUGAUGUACGACCCACCAAAUCCAGCAUCAAAGUACCAACCAGCAAGUACUCUGAAAAGGAAAUUUCGCUGGAUGCUACACCUGCACCAACACAUGCUACAGAGGAGCCCCAAGUAGAGGAGGGUGAACAAAGUAGCCCAAGACCUUUGUCAGAUGUAACAGAAACUAUAGACUUUCAGAAUGGCGAUAGCUCUGAUAGUUUAAAGCAUGAAGGUGUGGCAGAAUCUCCAAGUGCCAGUCCAGGUGACGUGACCCCUCACUUGAGCUCUGAGGACAGCUUAAAACACGAGGGCUUAGCUACACCAGGCACCAGCCCAGAGUGUCUACCUCUGUCUCCCAAAAGUGCUUUGCAGCACAUUGCAAAGGCGACAGUUGCUGUCAGGGAUGAAUCGAAAGGCAAGGACAAAUCUGGAGAUUCCGGUUUGGGGACCACUGACGACCAGCCAACCACAGAAAUGACCCUCCCUGUCUCCUCCAGCGAGGCUGCAGAUGACCGCAGUACAAGUGAGUCAAUAUCUGUUAAGAGGGGCGAGUGUAAGCCAACUAAAGCUCGAAAGCUUACGAAAAGAAUCUCAGAGACUUUAGAGAGCUUUUUAAGUGAUGAGGAGAGUCCUGAUGGUCAGCUAGUCCCAUCUUUAGCUGGUGCCCCAGCUUCUAGAUCGUCAACGCUGCAUCAUGGAACCUUAGAGCUGUCUUUAAGACAGCAAGACUCUGAUGCCCUCAGUCCCUUGGCAGAUGACUCUUUGACAAUUAGCCACAGAGACUCUUUAGAGGGCAGUCCCCUCAUGGAAGACAACUCCUCCCAUAGAACCCCAGAUUCCAUCGAGCCCAGCCCCACCAACGAAUCCCCUUGUCGUGACUCCCUAGAGAACAGCCCGGUAGAGCAGAAAGCUCAGCCUGCCUUUAUGCCUCCUCUAGAAAAGCCUGUUGAGCCCUCUAGCCACCCAGAACCCUCCACUGCCUUAGACUUUCCCGCAGAUGCUUUGCGUAGUAGGCUACUCAGAGACCAGGAAGCUAGUGCCGACGAUGACAGUUGCGAGCAGACGUCCCAGAUGGAGAGUUCUGGUAAGAGUCCCCUCUCCCCUGAUACCCCUAGUUCUGAAGAGGUAAGUUAUGAGGUAAACCCUAAAACACCCGACCACAUGUUCCUGUCUGUGCAUUCCAAACCAUCUGCCAUCCCGGAAGAUGAAGAGGAGGACGAGUCAGAGGACAGUGAAGCUCAGAGGAAGUUCACACCAGAGGAGGAGAUGUUUAAGAUGGCAGCCAAAAUUAAAACUUUUGAUGAAAUGGAGCAAGACGCCAGGAGCAAAAAGAACUCUAGGAAAGAUAACAGUGCCUCAGAAUGUCCCGAAGCAGGGGACAAUAGCUUCAAAGCAGUUGAAGUAGAAUCCUCAAGUGAGGUGCCCAGUGAAAGCGGGCUCCCUGGGCCCACAGAGAUCUCAAGGCUAGCUCCUUUUGUUGAACCCCUUAUUAAAGUACAACCUCCCUCUCCUUUUCCAGCAGGUGUGCAUGAAGGAUCCCACCACACAGAGGCCAAGGAUGCAGCAACAACUGCCACAGUUGCAGCAGAGGGAACUCAUUCUGUCUCAGAGCCUCAUGUGUCAAAACACAAAGACAGCGGAACAGAAAUGGCAGUCGCGUCUCCGAGCUCUGAGGGAGCCGCAAACAUAACCGAUGAGCAGAAGGAGGAGAGCUUGAGAAAAUCGAGGGGAAGCAGGGGGGAGGAUGUGGGAGGGAAAGAGGCAGACGUAGGCAGUUUACAGACCGUUGCUGUGAAGGCUCCCUGCCAGGCAGAGAGCAACAUCACAGAUGAAGUGAAAGGAGAUCACAGGAAGCAUACAGAGACGUCUGAGGCUGAACCAGGUACCCCAGUUGUUGUAGGCCAAGCGAGGGACACGUUCAAACCAGAGGUCUGCAUCUACGACGACACCGAGGAUGACGACGAGGAAGUGGAACCUCCCAGGACGGAGUCGAAGGGUGUGACUGCCCGAGCGGAGUCGGACCCCUGGGCCGCCAUGCUGGACGACGACUCUUCCUCUGCCGCCCGUGUCGGAGAGGAGGAGCAGAAGGAGUUCAGCCUGCCGGUGGACAGGCAGUCUCAGGGGCCGACCCCGGACACUACCCCUGGCAGGAGCCCCACCGAGGAGAGCACCCCCACCAGCGAGCCAAACCCCUUCUUGUUCCAAGAGGGGAAGCUCUUUGAGAUGACCAGAAGCGGAGCCAUUGACAUGACCAAAAGGAGCUACGAGGAGGAGGGUUUCGCUUUCUUCCAGAUAGGCGAGCAGCCGUUAGUGGAGGCCCUCUCUGAAGAGGUCCGAGAGGACCCAGGUGAUGGAGGAGCCGCUGAAGAAAGCGAAGUGGGUCUCAACCUGACUCUGGAAAUAAAGCCGGAGGCAGAGGAGAAAUUAUCAACUGAGACCACCGAUUCUCAGAAACAUUGUUCACCAAUAGAGGACAAUCAAACAGCUAGCACAACAGCAGCAGCCUCAACAUCUGAUGCUUCCAAAUCUAGAAUUCCUAGAAUGGGGAUUUCGGCUUCAGCCAAACCCACGAAGAAAGAUCAGACUUCCCCUGAAGCUGUAGAGGUCAAAACAGAUAAAAGCAUUGUAGACGAGAGUCCUUUAGCGGUGGACUCCAGUUCCUCAGACCCCAUGAUAACUAAUGUUGAGACAGCAGUAACAACUGUCACACGAUCUGUUUACUCUGAACAGGACCAAGAGUCCUCUGACUCCUCCCCAGAGGAGCAACAGUCAGUCAUAGAUCUUACUAAAACCACAGGCAAAAACAAAACACCUGCUUCAAGUAGUGAAAAGGGUGUGAAAAAGGCAGUAGCCAAAGCCCCAACGAAGGCUAUCCCUCAAAGUCGGGCUAAAACAGGGACCUCUGCUUCAUCAACCACAUCCCCUUCCUCGGCCACUCCUAAGAAAGAGCCUGAGAUCCCGUCUGUUGAGUCGAAAUCUAGAAUACCUAGAAAAGCUAGCCCUCUCAAGUCUGACCCAUCAGCGAAACGUCCAGAGUCCCAACAUGACAGAAAGCUGAAAGUUCCCAUCAAAAAGGACUCCAGGAGAAAAUCUGAGACAGAUGCAGGUCCCUCUGUAGAACACAAAACCAAGACCACGUCUUCCAAAGCCAAAAGCUUCUGUGAGGGAGAGUCCACCAAGCCUCCUGCUAAAAAGGAUCAGGGUCGUCCCAUGAGCGCUGAAUUCUCCCCCAAGACUAAGGGCUUCCAGUCCAGGCUACCUGUUAGAGGGAAACCUGGUCACCCUGUUCACACAUCAACACCCACCAAAGAGAAAGCGGAAGCACGGAGACAGUCCAUCGAGUUUUUUGAGGAAAUCAGUGACGAAGCCGCCAAAGUGGUGGAGCGAUUGGCUCAGGCCAAGGAAGACAAACAGCAGGAGGAAGCCUCGGCUGCCAUCUCAGACGACGAGAGCAGCAUCAUGGACCUCUCCAUCAUAGAGAGAGAGACUUUCCCGGAAAUGCAGUUUCCUCCGUCAGGAGACGUCUUUCCUAUUAGGCCCCUGUGGGACGACCCUGUUGAGACGCAGAUGCAACGUAUUCCUGACGAUAAAGUCCGAAGUCAAGUAGAUCCACAGGAUGAAGCAGAGAGGAAAGAGGAACGGUUGGCCAUCAUAGCCGACCAUUUGGGCUUCAGUUGGACUGAAUUGGCACGAGAGCUGGAGUUCAAUGAGGAGAGGAUCAAUCUGGUGAGGAUUGAGAACCCCAACUCUCUACAGGACCAAAGUCACGCCCUCCUGAAGCUCUGGACAGAGAGAGAGGGAAUACAAGGCACAGAAACCUCUCUGAUCCAAAAGCUUACCAAGAUCAACCGCAUGGACAUUGUCCACCUCAUCGAAACCAAGAUGAUCAAGUCCACCCAGGAGGAGACCUCAUCGCACACAUAUGCAGAGAUAGAGAAGACCAUCACCCUGGAUCACAGUGAAGGAUUCUCUGCCCUCCACGAGGACAUCGACAGCCCCCGGCCGAGCCGGCGGUCUGACACCACCCCCAAAAGAGGUCCUGUAUCUGGGCAGCAGCCCCCCAUGGUGUUGGAGGAGGACCUCUCCUCCAGUCUGUCUUCGCUCCUUGACACUUCAGGACGGGUGGAGACGGAUGAUUCAGUAACAGGGCUCCUCAGACACACCCAGAAGGAGGCGCUUCAGAAAGGACUGGAGAUGACAAACACAUCACAAAGUGGAUUAGAAAAGGCUGGAGCAGAGUCGGUCUUCAUGGGCCCCCUUAAACAUGAGAUAGCUGAAGAGUUAGGGCUGCUGUCGGAUAGUUCAGAGGAGGAGGUGUUGACCACCAGGGUGGUCCGGCGCAGAGUAAUUAUCCAGGCGGAUGAGCUGCCAGACAUCCCACCACAGACCGUGACUGAGGAGCAGUACACAGAUGAACAUGGCAACAUGGUAGUGAAGAAGAUCACGAGGAAGGUGAUUCGUCAGUAUGUGUCCCCGGACGGCGUGCCGAGGCAGGAUGUGACAAUGGAGGGAUCUCACCAGGAGAUGGUCCAUGUGGAGGAGGGAGACUCCUUCUCCAAGGUGGUGAAGAGGACUGUGGUGCGGAGCGAGGGAGAUCAGACUGAGGUGACCUUCUCGGAGCCCUAUGUGCUGGUGGGCGCUGCCACUGCCUCAGAGUUUGAGGCGGAGCCGGCGCAGGGCCGGAAGGUCAGCAAGGUGGUGAAGACCACAGUGGUCAGGGGCGAGAGGAUGGAGAAGCAGACCGGAGACCGCUCGCUGGCUGCAGAUCUCCCCUCAGCCAGAGAGGACUUUGAGAAGGCGUUGAGUUAUGCUGGAGGCUUUGGGAAAAUCCUCCUGCCUCAUUUAGUAGAAAGAGAGGUUAUCAAGGAUGACGGCUCUGUUGUCAAAAGAACCCAGAUGCGUAGGUCGCGCACCCAGAAGAGGACAGUGGUGAGGGACGCCCAGGGUAAGCAUGUGCACCUGGAGUGUGUGGACGUCCCCCCAAAGGCCAUGCAGCCAGACGCACUUCAGCACCACCUGCACACACUGCUCCAGCGCUACUGUGCUGAGGACCAGCAGGAGGAGGAGGGGGAGGAAGAAGAGGAGCAAGAGUGAUUUGGGUAACUCUUCUUGGCCUCGCUCACCCUGCUUAGUCCUAUACCCUCUGAGGUGAGUUAUUAUAACAGCCAAGCCCAUGACUGAACCCCUGGUUUUAGAAGCCCCGAUCUCAACCCCUCUGAUGCAGACACUGGAUUGUGUUUUGGUUUGGAUUUAUUUUCUUCCCUUUGUGGCAAAUAACGGAACAAUAUUUAUUUUAGUGCUUUAACUUUUCCCCAUUUUUUUCCCCUUUUGACUUUGUUUCAUUUGCUAAUUUUUGUGACCAAAGAUAGUUCCCUUUUUAUUGUCGGGUGACGAAUGAACGUAGAUUGAUUUUGCUCUCCUUUUUUGGGCUGCUGUGGUACAAUACUGAACAAACACAAAGAUCAAUGGAAAACUUAAAAUGGUGGGGGGCUUCACGGACGUUUGCCUCAUGCACGGGCCUCUUCUCAAAGGACGAUUGUAAACAUUUGUAUAUAGAGGAGAAAAACAUACAUGCUCUGAAAAAGACAACAGCAAUUCAAGCAUUUAAUUGAUACAGUACAUUUGCCCUCUGUAACUGCUGUACGUGCACCAAUCAGACUAGAUCUAAUGUCCCCAGGUCGAAAGACAUUGGCCUAUAAGUUUAAUGUUGCUGAGCUUUUGAAAUAUACUGUAAAGAGAUAAUGAAUGCUGUCUUUCAUCAAGGAGUCUUGGAUCACACUGUUUUACAGGCGCAGAAUCAACCAACAAACCGUUAUACCGCUUUUCUGUUUACAAAGUUAGCUCCUGCUGGUGAAGUGUGUGAUGUCUAGUUGUCUUGGCAUGGGCUUUGUAAGCUUUUAGCCCCAAGAACAUGUCUUUUUUUUUUUUAUGUCUGUGUGUUGUGUUUUCACAAUUCCUUCUUAGCGAGACAUCACAAAAGGUCCACGUGUGUAAAUGUGUUAGCUCAUAGCAUCUUCACUGGCGUCAAUAUAACCUGCCAUAUGUUCAAAGAAAUUUGUGAUCAGGAAUGUUCUCCAUUUUGACUGUCUAUUUUGCACUGAACCCUAAGUUCAGUAACUUCUCGCUCUGGUUUUUCCUUCACACAAGUUUGUAAUGCCACUUCACCUCCCUUCCCUGUCCAUGGUACUCUUUUGAUUGUCUUCUAUAGCUUUUAUGAAGCUUGUUAAGAUUGUAAAAAGGUUUAGGAGAAAGAAUGUCUUUGACUUGCUGUUAAUUUUGUUUGUUGUUGGUGUUGAAUGGUAAAUCGUGAUAAUCUAGAAAGAUUGGCGUUACUGAGUUUGAUUAUUAUUUCCUGUCCUUUACAGAUGGCAUCACCUUGGCAUAUUUCAUUUAUUGUAUUAAUGGUCCGUCUGUGCUUAUCUGGCCUGUGUGUGAGAGUGUCUGAGUGUGAAUGUGUGUGAGAGCAGAAGAUGGAUGUUUGCAAAUCAAACUUGACACGGAUGGAAUCUUGGCCUGUCAAACUAUCUUAGGUAUUACUUGCGGUACAGACUAUAUCUGUCAAAAUAUGGUCCUCACCUUGCCAUGUACUUUCUGUGAUCAAAAGCGAGAAUACAACAAAUGUUUAAAAAAAGAAGAAAAAAGUGGAAAAAGUAUAAUUUUGAUUUGAUGAAUCAGCAUCUUGUCUCCAUGGUGAUAACAAUAUUAUACAUAUUUACAGUUUGAAUAUCUAUGCGGGCAUGUAUUCGUUAUCAAAUUAUUAAUACAAUAAAUUGAAACACUAACCAGACAUUGCAGCUGCAGUGUGUACGUUACAGAAAAUAAACAUUUACAUGUGUCAAACGUG
Molecule: messenger RNA, 12550 nt
Organism: Osmerus eperlanus (European smelt)
Lineage: Eukaryota; Metazoa; Chordata; Actinopteri; Osmeriformes; Osmeridae
Gene: ank2b
Product: ankyrin 2b, neuronal
Exons: 50
Coding region: 16-10800 (3594 amino acids)
Biological process (GO): signal transduction
Molecular function (GO): protein binding
Source: RefSeq, a predicted model, not a curated record